CCUGGUGACAACUCCUUAUAACUUGAUUGAGGUGAUUGCAUUUUCACCUCCGUCUCACCACCAGACAUCUAGCAUCGUCUUGUCUCCGAGAGCCCUAAAAAGUUGAGUACCUCUUGGGGAAGUCUGCCGCUGCAAGUGGCAAAAUGGGGGACGACAGUGAGUGGAUGAAGCUUCCCAUCGACCAGAAAUGUGAACAUAAGGUAUGGAAAACCCGUCUGAAUGGUUAUGAAGAAGCCCUGCAGUUGUUCAACAGGAUAGAUGAUGAGAAGAGUCCAGAGUGGGGGAAAUAUCUUGGUCUGAUUAAAAAGUUUGUCACAGAGUCAAAUGCGGUUGCUCAGCUUAAAGGCCUUGAGGCAGCCUUGGCUUAUGUAGAGAAUGCCCACGUCGCUGUGAAGACAACAGGUGAUGUGGUGUCAGGAGUGGUGACCAAAGUUUUUAACCAGCCAAAAGCUCGAGCUAAGGAGCUCGGCACAGACAUUUGUAUGAUGUACAUCGAAAUAGAAAAAGCUGAAGUGGUACAGGAUGAGCUUCUGAAAGGACUGGACAACAAGAAUCCCAAAAUUGUUGUGGCCUGUAUUGAGACGCUUAGGAAGGCUCUCAGUGAGUUUGGACCCAAAAUAGUGACUUUGAAGCCUAUAGUGAAGGUAUUACCCAAACAAUUUGAGUCCAGAGACAAGGCAGUGAGAGACGAAGCCAAGAUGUUUGCAAUAGAAAUCUACAAAUGGAUACGAGAUGCCUUGAGACCUUCCCUGCAGAAUGUCAACUCUGUACUGCUGAAGGAGCUUGAAGAGGAGUGGGUGAAGCUACCGUCUAACCCGCCCAAGCAAAGCAGAUUCCUGCGUUCCCAGCAAGACCUGAAAGCAAAGUUUAUACAACAAGCACAAGGAGAAGAGUCUGGAGAAGAGGAGGAGGAAACGGUGGCAGCAGUGGAUCCUUAUGAGCUAUUGGCAGCUGUGGAUAUUCUUUCCAAGUUGCCCAAAGACUUUUAUGAAAAAAUUGAAGCUAAAAAGUGGCAGGAGAGGAAAGAAGCUCUGGAAGCUGUUGAAACUCUGACAAAGAAUCCCAAAUUGGAAAGUGGAGACUAUGGAGAUCUUGUCAGAGCACUCAAGAAGGUUGUGGGGAAAGACGCCAAUGUCAUGCUGGUUUCAAUGGCAGCUAAAUGUCUGGCUGGAUUGGCUUCCGGUCUCAGGAAGAAGUUUGGAACAUAUGCAGGACAUGUUGUUCCAACUAUUCUGGAAAAGUUCAAGGAGAAAAAGCUUCAGGUUGUCCAAGCCCUGCAAGAGGCCAUUGAUGCCAUCUUUCUUACUACUACUCUGCAAAACCUAUCUGAGGACAUUCUGGCUGUGAUGGAUAAUAAAAACCCAUCCAUAAAGCAGCAAGCCUCUUUGUUUUUGGCUCGCUCUUUCAGACACUGCACUCAGGCUACACUGCCCAAGAGUGUACUCAAACCCUUCUGCGCUGCCCUGGUCAAGCAAGUGAAUGACAGUGCUCCAGAGGUGCGAGAUGCUGCCUUUGAAGCAUUGGGGACAGCAAUGAGAGUGGUGGGCGAGAAAGCUGUGAAUCCUUACCUAGCUGAUUUGGAUAAACUAAAACUUGAUAAGAUUAAAGAGUGUGCCGAUAAAGUAGAACUCCCGGGAGGGAAGAAGAGUGCAGGAGAAAAGAAGCCAGCAGUCAAAGCACAUCCAGCUGGUGAAGACCAAUCUAAAUCCUCUGUUCCACCCAAAAAGAUAGCAAGUGCAGCCGCCAGCAAGCAGUCAGCUGGUCCACCAAAGAAAGCCAAAGUAACCUCUGCUGCCGGUGGGAAACCCAAAAAGAACAUUGAAAAUAAGGAAUUAGCUGAAAGUGAGCUGUCGGUUGAGGUGUGUGAAGAGCAGGCAUCCAACGUUCUGCCUGCACCCUGCCUUCAACAACUGGGCUCAGCUAAUUGGAAGGAGAGGCUCGCCAGUAUGGAGGAAUUUCAGAGGGCUGUUGAGACGAUGGAUAAAAUGACAAUGCCAUGUCAGGCUCUAGUAAAAAUGUUGGCCAAAAAACCUGGCUGGAAGGAGACAAACUUCCAGGUCAUGCAGAUGAAGCUACACAUUGUGACCAUUAUUGCCCAGAGGGGGCAGUUUUCUAAGACAUCAGCUUCUCUAGUUUUGGAUGGCUUGGUGGACAAGGUGGGGGAUAUCAAAUGUGGUGGGAAUGCCAAGGAGGGAAUGACUGCAAUUGGAGAGGCUUGCUCGCUACCAUGGACUGCUGAACAGGUUGUGUCUUUGGCAUUUGCCCAAAAGAACCCAAAGAACCAGGCAGAGGCUCUUAACUGGCUGGCCAAUGCCAUGAAGGAGUUUGGCUUUGCUGGUAUCAAUGUUAAAGCUUUCAUCAACAAUGUGAAGACGGCCCUGGGUGCUACUAACCCUGCAGUCAGGACCGCAGCAAUUACCUUGCUGGGUGUUAUGUAUCUCUACAUGGGCGCUCCACUUCGCAUGUUCUUUGAGGAUGAGAAACCAGCUCUCCUGUCACAAAUAGAUGCUGCAUUUGAAAAGAUGCAAGGUCAGUCCCCUCCAGCUCCAUCAAGAUUCACCAAGAAGGCUGGGAAUGAAGAUGAGUGUGACAACGCAGAGGAGCAAGAAGAUGAUGUAGUAGGACAGGACAUCAUGGACUUGCUGCCUAGAACAGACAUUAGCGAAAAGGUCACUUCUGAUUUGGUGUCUAAACUUGGAGAUAAAAACUGGAAGAUUAGAAAGGAGGGCCUUGAUGAGGUUGCAGCCAUCAUCUCUGAAGCAAAAUUCAUUACGGCCAACAUCGGGGAUCUACCUCUGGCUUUGAAAGGACGACUUGGUGAUUCCAAUAAAAUCCUGAUACAACAGAGCCUGACCAUUCUUCAGCAGCUGGCCAUAGCCAUGGGGCCUGGACUCAAACAACAUGUUAAAACCCUAGGAUUCCCCAUCAUCUCUGUACUUGGUGACAGCAAGCCCAAUGUCAGGGCAGCUGCAAUGGCCACUCUGCAGGCCUGGGUGGAGCAUACUGGAAUGAAGGAUUGGCUGGAAGGAGAGGAACUAUCAGAAGAGUUAAAGAAGGAGAAUCCCUUUUUACGUCAAGAGUUGUUAGGCUGGUUGGCCGAGAAGUUACCGACCCUAAGGACUGUGCCAGGGGAUCUGAUGGCUUGCGUCCCCCAUCUUUAUGCUUGCCUAGAAGACCGAAACGGUGAUGUAAGGAAGAAAGCUCAGGAUGCUCUUCCCACGUUCAUGAUGCACCUCGGCUAUGACAAGAUGAACAAGGCCACUGGCAAACUCAAGCAAUCAUCUAAAGACCAAGUUGUAGCCAUGUUGGAAAAGGCCAGAGCAGUGAUGCCAGCUAAACCUGCUGCUCCUGCCAAAACUGGAGGAGCAAAAAGCUCAUCGGAGACCAAUAGAGCUGCCUCCAGUUGUGAGGACUUUGUCGAUAAUAAAUCUGAAGCUAAAAAGGUCAGAGGUGGGGUAGCAGUAAAGAAGCAACCCUCUCCCCCCGAGGAACCUGACCCUUCCCCUCCCUCAAAGGACAAGGACACUAUUGCUAAUAAAAAGCCCCUCAACAAAGGAAAGACUGUUGCUGGCAGUCAACAGAGUGCACCUAGUAAGAAGCCUGUAACUAAAGGCAUGAAAGAUGAUGAAGAUAGGUCUGGGCCCCUUUUCAUCCUUGUUCCCAAUGCGAAGGAGCAGAGAAUCAAAGAGGAGAAACAGCUGAAGAUUUUGAAGUGGAAUUUCAUUACUCCUCGAGAUGAAUAUGUGGAGCAGCUUAAAAGUCAAAUGUCUACCUGCUUUGCCAAGUGGCUCCAGGAUGAACUUUUCCACCUAGACUUCCAGAGACACGUAAAGGCGAUUAGCAUCAUGACUGAGAGGUUGGAAAAUGAGACUGAUGCUACAAUAAGCUGUCUGGACUUAAUUCUUAAGUGGUUCACAUUACGGUUCUUUGACACUAACACUACAGUCCAAAUGAAGGUUCUGGAAUAUUUGAAGCUUCUUUUUGCCAUGCUAAAUAGGGAGAACUACCAUCUUACAGAGUAUGAGGCAAACUCCUUUGUCCCCUACCUUCUACUCAAGAUUGGAGAGUCUAAGGAUGUGGUUCGCAAAGAUGUUAGGGCAAUACUUAACAUGCUAUGUAAGGUAUACCCUGCAUCUAAAGUCUUUCCUUACCUCAUGGAUGGAACUAAAUCAAAAAAUUCCAAGCAAAGAGCUGAAUGUCUGGAGGAGUUGGGUUGUUUAAUAGAAGCCUAUGGAAUGAAUGUAUGUCAACCAACUCCCGCCAAGUCUUUGAAAGAAAUUGCAGUUCAUAUUGGUGAUAGAGACACUUCUGUCCGAAAUGCUGCCCUGAACACUGUAGUGGCUGUCUACAACGUCUGUGGAGACCAAGUCUAUAAACUAAUUGGAAAUUUGUCAGACAAAGAUAUGAGCAUGUUGGAAGAGAGGAUCAAACGCUCUGCAACGAAGAAAAUAGCUGCCCCUCCAGCCAAGCAGAGUGCAAAUGAGCGGUCUCAAAGAGAUCUCCCGGCUAAUCCCAAUGGCACUUUCCUUCGCAAGUCUUCACAGGAAGACCCCAACAAACUCAAAAUUAUGUAUCGCACUUAUAGGAUCCAAGCCCGUCAGAAUGCCCAGCACAGUGAGUCCUCUCACAUGCCCAUUCCCAAGGAGUUCCAGUUGGACCUGGAUAUGAUCGAGAUGGACCGAGGCCGGGUAAAUGAACUGCCAGACCUUGUCCAGCACAAGUUAGAUGAAUUGCUGGAGCCCAUUGUUAUCCCUGAACCCAAGAUGCGUGCCGUCUCCCCCCACUUUGAUGACCUCCACAAUAGCGCUGCUUCCACUAUAAACUUUGUCAUCUCUCAGGUGGCCAGUGGAGACAUUAACACCAGCAUACAGGCACUUGCACAGAUUGAUGAAGUAUUGUCUCAAGAAAACAAGGCAGAGGUCAUGUCAGGACACAUUGACCAGUUCCUCAUUGCCACUUUUAUGCAACUAAGGCUCAUCUAUAACACCCACAUGGCGGAUGAGCGGUUGGACAAGGAGGAUAUAUUUAAACUAUAUAGAUGCAUCCUAAGCAAUAUGUUGUCUUUAUUCUCUUUGGAGUCUUUGGCGAGAGAAGCAUCAAUGGGUGUGUUAAAGGAUCUGAUGCACGGCCUGAUAACAUUGAUACUAGACAGCAGAGUGGAGGACACUGAGGAAGGACAGCAAGUCAUCAGAUCUGUAAACCUGCUCGUAGUCAGAGUCCUGGAGAAGUCUGACCAGACCAACAUAAUUAGUGCCCUGUUGGUGAUGCUUCAAGACACUUUGGUUCCAACAACUGGAACGCCCAGGUUCUCUGAACUUGUGAUGAAGUGCCUGUGGAGGUUGAUCCGAAAUCUCCAUGAGACCAUCAACAGCGUCAACCUUGAUCGUGUUCUAUUUGAUGUCCACAACAUCAUGAAAGUUUUCCCCAAAGAGAAACUUAAGCAGCUCAAUAGCGACGUUCCACACAGGACCCUCAAAACUCUAUUACACACCCUUUGCAAGCUUACCGGAGCUAAGAUCCUGGACCACCUUUCGAUGAUCGAGAACCGAAAUGAGUCCGAAUUAGAGUGCUACUUGAGGCGGGUUGUCAAACAGCCGGUGGGUAACCAGUUUGGCAGCAAGAGUGACCGAGGUAACGAGAAGGGAAGUCUGCACAUGGAGGAUGGGAAGGCAAAGGACCGUGACAUUCUAUCUGAAAUCUUCAAAAAGAUCGGCUCUAAGGAAAACACCAAAGAGGGUUUAACAGAACUGUAUGAGUAUAAACAGAAGUGUACUGAUGUAGACCUCGAGCCCUUCCUCAAGAGCACAUCACCAUUCUUCCAAAGCUACGUAGAGCGAGGUCUUCGUGUGAUUGAGUCUGAACGAGAGGGCAAGCCUCGAAUCCAAAACCCAACAGUGAUUGCACAGCACGGUGUCGACAACAGUCUGAGCAGUAAUGAGGAGGAUUUGAAGCCGGCAGUUUACUAUGAGAGACUUAAGAUCCUGCGUCAGAGACAAGGCCUGGAAAACACUAGGAGUAUCAGUGGGGGUGACGGGGAACCCCAAGAAAGAGCUCCCAUCUCCUCAAUUCUGUCAUCCAAGCCGUCGGUGGCUUCAUCCACAGACAUGCUGCACAGCAAGCUGUCGCAGCUCAAAGAGUCCAGGGAGCUCUAUCAGCAGGAACACAAGGCUCAGUCCCGCUCGCCGUCCAACACGCACACCCGCUCGGCCUCGCCAGCAGCCAACCUGGGCGACCUAAAGAAACGUCUGGAGCGUAUAAAAAACAACCGGGAGUAGGAACACAGGAAUAGUAUCAUCUGUUGAUGGAAACUAGCCUUGUUUUAGGGCAGAUUUUGUGUUUCUCCUCCAGUUCUGUUAGAUGGACCUAAAAAGCAUUUGGAACUUGAACUCAAACGUUUUUCCUGUGUAUAAUGUUCAUUUUCAUUCAUUUUUUUAAAUGUGGUGUUCAUCUGUUUACUAGAGCUGCAUUUAGUUACAUUGUAUGCAAACUAAUGCAUCCCAGAAUUUACAGCUGUCUCAAUUGAGACAACCGGAUGUUUUUAUUCUUUGAUUAAAAAGUUACAAGACUUUCUCUUACCACAGAUCUUUGGUGUUUCUAGGCUGUUUAACCACUGCUUUUAUUGUGGAGGACAAGUUGCACUGUUAACCCUAGUCAUGUUUUGUCGCCAUACAUAAUGUGCAGAGCCAUACUGCUGUGUUGAAGUGGACUAGAAAGUAAACCCUAAAAUAUCCAUCAAUUUUCUACGUCGCUUAUCCUCACAAGGGUUGUGGUUCAGCUGUGGUCUAUCCCAGCUGACUGAUUGGCAGGGUAGACCCUGAACUGGUCGCCAACAAAUCGCAGGUUCUAGGUUUUACUAAAAGAUGUAAAGCAAAAUUGUAGAUGUGUGAUCCGGGAACGUUGCAAAACUUUUAAAAACAAAAGUUAUUUAAAUGUUUUAUUAUUCAUUUUAGUCUGUGAAUAGAACAUUUUCCAUCAGGCUUCUGUGAAUAGAACAUUUUCCAUCAGGCUUCUACGUACUGAUUAACGUAUAGCUGAUUUUGACAGUGCGAUUUUAAAAAAUAAGACUGAAGGCUAAAGUCAGUGAUUACGGCACUUCAGGGAUAAUUUCCCAUUCUCACUACACUACAGAAAUGAAUGACCACAAACUACGAUUGUGGUUUUCUCCAUAGACCUGCCUUUGCUCUGUUGAAACUUAAUGCCACGACCCCCUUCCACUCACUCCCUCAGCGACCUACCGUAAACGGUUUCACCCCAAACGUGGGCACUGUGAGUACCUGUAAAUACUGUUUGUAUGUACUAAUGUAAUGUCCUUGUUUAACGCCAAGACUUCUUUGGAACAUGAGUCCAGAGCCAAUAUUAAUGUUAAGAAAUGCGCUUCAAACCAACUCUUUUAUGUUGAGCUAUUCAUCGCAACGAAGGAAUUUCUCGCAGCCUGGACUGAAAAGAGCAUGGCAUUACAUCCGUGGUUCUUUUUAUUUUUGUCGUGUAAAUAAAGUUUGCAUUGCAUAAA
This is a messenger RNA of Corythoichthys intestinalis (scribbled pipefish), 7510 nucleotides long. RefSeq names its product cytoskeleton associated protein 5 (gene ckap5). Gene Ontology annotation, molecular function: microtubule plus-end binding; microtubule plus end polymerase activity. Lineage: Eukaryota; Metazoa; Chordata; Actinopteri; Syngnathiformes; Syngnathidae. The record is from RefSeq and is a predicted model, not a curated record. Gene Ontology annotation, biological process: establishment or maintenance of microtubule cytoskeleton polarity; microtubule polymerization; centrosome duplication. The transcript has 45 exons. Bases 144 to 6275 code for a protein of 2043 amino acids. Gene Ontology annotation, cellular component: microtubule plus-end; spindle pole; kinetochore.